This is a messenger RNA of Trifolium pratense (red clover), 3759 nucleotides long. RefSeq names its product ABC transporter B family member 9-like. Gene Ontology annotation, molecular function: ABC-type transporter activity; ATP hydrolysis activity; ATP binding. Gene Ontology annotation, cellular component: membrane. The transcript has 12 exons. Gene Ontology annotation, biological process: transmembrane transport. NCBI's taxonomy places the organism in Eukaryota, Viridiplantae, Streptophyta, Magnoliopsida, Fabales, Fabaceae. The record is from RefSeq and is a predicted model, not a curated record. Bases 1 to 3759 code for a protein of 1252 amino acids.
AUGGCAGUGACACAGAACAGUGAGGUUGAUGAUGAUCAUGGAAAAGACAAGAAAUCCAACCAAAAAGUUCCAUUCUACAAACUGUUCACAUUUGCUGAUAACCUUGAUGUGACAUUGAUGAUCAUUGGUACUAUCUCUGCUGCUGCUAAUGGAAUGACACAACCUAUCAUGACUCUCAUUCUUGGCAAAAUGAUAAACAUCUUUGGCUCCACUGAUCCACAUCACAUUGUCAAGGAAGUUUCUAAGGCUUCGUUAUGGUUUAUUUACUUGGCCGUUGGUUCUGGAAUCGUAUCAUUCCUACAGGUAUCAUGUUGGAUGGUGACAGGAGAAAGACAAGCUGCGAGGAUUCGUAGUUUGUACUUGAAAACAAUAUUAAAGCAGGAUAUAGCCUUCUUUGACACCGAAACAAACACAGGAGAAGUAAUUGGUAGAAUGUCUGGUGAUACAAUUCUCAUUCAAGAUGCCAUGGGAGAAAAGGUUGGGAAGUUUAUUCAACUUGCUGCAACAUUUUUUGGUGGCUUUGUGGUUGCUUUUGUAAAAGGAUGGAGACUAGCUUUAGUUUUACUUGCAUGUCUACCUUGUGUUGUCAUUGUUGGCGGAUUUAUGUCAAUGCUUAUGGCUAAAAUGUCGACUCGUGGACAAGCUGCUUAUACAGAAGCAGGAAAUAUUGUUGAUCAAACAGUCGCAGCCAUCAGAACAGUUGCAUCAUUUACUGGGGAGAAAAAAGCAAUAGAAAAGUACAACAGGAAUUUAAAAGUUGCGUAUACUACAACGGUUCAACACGGAAUUGUCUCAGGGUUUGGAAUGGGGGCACUAUUAUUGAUUAUCUUUAGCACCUAUGGACUUGCAAUGUGGUAUGGUUCCAAAUUAGUCAUUGAGAAAGGAUAUACUGGUGGAACUGUCAUGAGUGUACUCAUAUGUCUUAUGACUGGUGGAAUGUCAUUGGGUCAGUCAUCCCCAUGCUUAGAUGCAUUUGCUGCAGGACAAGCAGCAGCAUAUAAAAUGCUUGAGACUAUUAAAAGAAAGCCUAAAAUUGAUCCAUAUGACACAAGCGGCGUUGUUUUGGAAGAUAUAAAGGGAGAUAUUGAACUUAAAGAUGUUUACUUCAGAUAUCCUGCAAGGCCAGAUGUUCAGAUAUUUGCUGGAUUCUCAUUGUUUGUUCCGAGUGGCACAACUACUGCUUUGGUCGGUCAAAGUGGAAGCGGAAAGUCCACUGUGAUCAGUCUAUUGGAAAGAUUCUAUGACCCUGAAGCUGGAGAAGUACUUAUAGAUGGUGUGAAUUUGAAGAACUUGCAACUUAGAUGGAUAAGGGAACAGAUUGGGUUGGUUAGUCAAGAACCUAUCUUGUUUACUACCACUAUCAGAGAGAACAUAGCAUAUGGGAAAGAAGGUGCAACGGAUGAGGAGAUAACAACAGCAAUAACACUUGCUAAUGCCAAGAAAUUCAUUGACAAAUUGCCUCAGGGUCUUGACACCAUGGCAGGACAAAAUGGGACUCAACUUUCUGGCGGGCAAAAGCAAAGAAUUGCGAUUGCAAGAGCAAUAUUGAAGAAUCCAAGAAUCCUUCUUCUUGAUGAAGCAACAAGUGCAUUGGAUGCUGAGUCUGAACGUAUUGUUCAAGAAGCAUUAGAAAAAGUGAUGUUCGAAAGGACUACUGUUGUUAUUGCACAUCGUUUGACAACUAUUAGAAAUGCUGACACCAUAGCAGUGGUUCAUCAAGGAAAAAUCGUGGAGAAAGGAGCUCAUGAUGAGUUAAUCAAGGACGUAGAUGGUGCUUAUUCUCAGCUUAUUCGUCUACAAGAAGGAGAAAAAGAAAGCCAAAAGUCGGAAGAAGAUACAAGUCACAUUUUAGAUAGUCAGAACCAGAGAAUUUCCUUUGUGAAAUCAACAAGUCAAAGAUCAUCAAGGAGACUUUCCCGAUCACAGAGAUUUAUUCUUCCUCAUCAAAGUGGUGUACAAACAGAAGCAUCAAAUAUCGAAGAAGGUCAACUUGAAAAUAAGAAACGUAAAAACGUUUCUAUAAGACGUUUGGCCAACUUGAACAAACCUGAGAUUCCCACCUUACUACUUGGAUCCAUUGCUGCAAUAGGGAAUGGUGUAGUGUUCCCUAUAUUUGGCCUAGUGUUUUCAUCAGCCAUUACUAUGUUUUAUAAACCACCAGAACAACAGAAGAAAGAUGCUAGGCUCUGGUCACUUCUAUACGUGGGUUUGGGAUUGUUUAGUCUAGUUGUUUUACCACUGCAGAAUUACUUCUUUGGGGUAGCAGGUGGAAAACUUGUAGAACGGAUUCGUUCACUGACAUUUGCAAAGGUCGCGCACCAAGAAAUUAGUUGGUUUGACGACCCUGCAAAUUCAAGUGGUGCAGUUGGUGCAAGAUUAUCUACCGACGCUUCAAUGGUUAAAAGUCUUGUCGGUGAUACGUUGGCCCUUAUUGUGCAAAACAUAUCAUCAAUCACAGCUGGUCUAAUUCUAGCAUUCACUUCUAAUUGGAUUCUUGCUUUUAUAGUUUUGGCCGUGUUACCAGUUGUCCUUAUACAAGGAAUUAUUCAGAUGAAAUUUCUUGAAGGAUUCAGUGCAGAUGCCAAGAUGAUGUAUGAAGAUGCAAGUCAAGUGGCAAAUGAUGCUGUUAGUAGCAUCAGAACUGUUGCAUCGUUUAACGCAGAAUCAAAGGUGAUGGAUAUGUACCAGAAGAAAUGUUCUGGUCCAGAAAAACAAGGAGUUCGUUUGGGGCUCGUGAGUGGCGUAGGAUUUGGUUUCUCUUUUGUUGCGCUAUAUUUGAUGACUGCUUUUUGUUUCUACAUAGGAUCUGUUCUAGUGCAACAUGAGAAAGCAACUUUCCCGGAGGUUUUCAAGGUUUUCUUUAGUUUAACUAUAACCGCAGUAGGUAUUUCUCAGUCAAGUACCUUGGCACCAGACACUAAUAAGGCCAAAGAUUCAACCGCUUCAAUAUUUGAAAUUCUAGACAGUAACCCUACUAUUGACUCAAGUAGCAAUGAAGGCGUAACAUUAGAAACAGUUGCCGGUGAUAUUGAACUUCAACAUGUCAGCUUCAAUUACCCAACAAGGCCUCGUAUUCAAAUUUUCAAAGAUUUAUGUCUAAGCAUCCCUGCCGGAAAGACUGUUGCGUUGGUUGGAGAAAGUGGCAGUGGAAAAUCGACGGUUAUAAGUCUACUAGAGAGAUUUUAUAACCCUGAUUCUGGAUAUGUAUUACUAGAUGGAGUGGAUAUCAAAACUUUCAGAUUAAGCUGGUUGAGGCAGCAAAUGGGUUUGGUUGGUCAAGAGCCUAUUCUUUUCAACGAAAGUAUUCGCGCCAACAUAGCAUACGGAAAAGAAGGAGAUGCUACUGAGGACGAGAUAAUUGCAGCAGCUAAUGCAGCCAAUGCACACAGCUUCAUAAGUUCUCUUCCAAAUGGUUAUGAUACAUCAGUUGGUGAAAGAGGAACACAAUUGUCAGGAGGACAAAAGCAACGUAUUGCUAUUGCAAGAGCCAUGCUGAAAAACCCCAAAAUACUUUUGCUUGAUGAGGCAACAAGUGCACUUGAUGCCGAGUCCGAGCGUAUAGUUCAAGAGGCUCUAGAUAGAGUGAGUGUUAACAGAACUACUGUUGUAGUGGCUCACCGUCUUACAACAAUUCGAGGGGCUGAUACUAUAGCAGUAAUAAAAAAUGGAGUGGUUGCUGAAAAAGGAAGACAUGAUGUGUUGAUGACGAUUACGGAUGGUGUUUAUGCUUCAUUAGUAGCUCUUCAUUCAAGUGUAUGA